GUGCGGAUUCAGUUCCAGCCUCGCGCCGGGGAAGGCGUCUGCUGGCGGCGGGGCGGCGCGGCGCUCCCUCCCCACGUGCAUCUUAUCGCUGCUCCGGUUCCACCCUUUUUUGCGCUGCGCGUGUGAACAUGUCCGUUGGCGGCGACGGGCAGGUGGGCGCCUCGGCUUACCUGCUGCUCUCGGGGGCUUCUUGCGACUGAGGCGUUAUUGUCCUUUCCCCCUCCCCCCUCCCGUUUGCAAAUCAGGACGCCAAACCAUCGCUUGGUUUGCCGCGACCUGCGAACAGAGCCGCCACUCUGCCGUCGCCGCUACCUGUUGCCGGUGCGUCAGCAACCCGUCCGUCAGGUCCUGCGAGUGACGUGCAGUUGUCAUACUUCUCUCGAUCAUUCCAUCACACCUCGUACGCCGAGGAGGACCGCGGGCGACGCAUUCCCUGGAAAAAGAGGGAGAUAGAUACAAAAGAUAAUACAUCCGUUCUUCGAAAAUAUUGCGAGUGCAGUGUGCGUGUUUUGUGCGUGAGGUAUAUCCUUAUAUUGUGUUCGGGGAGUGGCCAUGGUGAGGGGCGCCCUCCUACGGUAGUGACAAGCAGUCCUUGUGUCCCGAGGAACGAACGACGAACAUGCUGGACUACUUCCGACACCGGCGCUGGUCCCACGUGGAUUUCGCGUCGCCGAGGAUCACGGACAACCUCGCCACCUCUACCUUCAGGACCACUCCGCACGACGCCGACGCGGCCGUCUCCACCUCUACCACCACCUCCGCUUCUAUUUCCACUUCAACUUCCACCUCCACUUCUGCUUCCGUUUGCACUUCCACUUCCACUCCCACUCCCACUCCCACUCCCACUCCCACUCCCACUCCCACUCCCAACGCGAGCGCGAGUUCGCCCACUGCUUCUUCCACUGCCAUUCCCAGCGCCAACGCUUCUCUGUCCCCUUUACCCUCGAAGCCCCUUCCCAAGGCCACUACAGUCAUCACCACCACCGCCGUCGGGUCCAGCUCCGGCACCGUCACUACCAUCAUCAUCACCGCCACCACCACACAUCCCCUGACUGCUGUCACCGGCACAAGCACGUCCACGACAUGUCCGAUCAUCACACGCCACAUCAAGACCACCAUACUUCCCAAAAUAGCCACAGACCCGAUCCCCACGGCCAUAGCUUCAGCCACAGCAACAUGUUCCCUCAACACCAGAGCCACGUCCCUUUCCGUAGCCACACGCCCUGCCACCACGGCCCUGGCGCCUGUCACACGUCCCACCAACACAGACACGUCCCCUGCCACAUACUUCAGUCCCGCAUCCAAGCCGCCCGCCAUACACCCUACUACUACGGCUUCACGCUCUGCCACCAUAUUUUCACCCCCUGCAUCUUUCCCGUCUUCAGGGAUGACAGAAGCGCGUCUCAGUAACACGCUUUCGCCCUCUGUCACGACCGGAGCCAAAGCUAUAGGUCCUGGCAUCACGGCGCCAUGUUCCACAACAGCGGCCACUCAGAAAGGCACCAGGAGCACAACUGUGACAGCUAUUUCCAUACCGACUGUCACGACUACAAAACUACCAUCUUACCCAAGUACGGUUUUUGGGCCAAAUAAUUCAACAAUAAGUCUGACCACAAAUUAUCACAAUACCGCCACCGCACUUCGUGACGCCACUACCCCUAACUCGCAUCCGGGGAUCACUGCCACGCUCCUUGGCACUGCUACUACUCGCCCAGGUGCCAUCACCACUCGCUGCGACACAAAAACCGUGCCAGUUCCUGUAUGCGAGGCCGGCGCCGGCUCCCCGCUCUCCAUCACCGUCCGCGAAAGUACCGCCGACACUCCCGUGAGAGCUACCCCACGCCCUUGGACCUCCAUCAUCUGCCAGGGCACGCCCGCCGGUCGCAGAGCUGCCGGCACCUGUGGCAGCGCUACGACUGUGUGCCAGACCGCCAUUAUGCACCCUGCCACUACCACCAUCACUACCACCUUCAGCCAGAUCGCUCCUACCACACUGAAUGGUAUCGCGAGGACGUACCCAACUGCUGUCACGUCCCCUUUGUCAAGUAAGGUCGGUAAAACGGUCACGAAUCUGACUAAAUCUUUCUGGCCAGCUGUCACUACAACUAGUGCUGCGAGCUCAAGUGUCACUGUCACUGGUCCAGCGACUUCCCUAUGCCCGAGGACCCAUGCCAUGACCUCAGCUCCUUCCGGGUGCCAAAAUGCCACGAACGCAAGUUCAGCUACCUCUCCAACUACCUCCGUGUAUCCUCGGGAGAGUGCCGCCGGGACAGUGCCUUCCACACGCACUUCCGCCAUAAGUACGUGUUUGCUCACCACGUCCCCAAGCCACGAUGUUAAAAACGCACGCGCAUACAUCACCACCGAUACCACAUCAACAGGUGCAUCAGCCACCAUAGAUGCCACAUGUCAUGCUACCACAACACCCCCUGCUACCAUUGCCACAUCCCCUACCACCAUCACCACGUCCCUUGACACGUCUGCCACCAUUACCCCUUCUCCUGUCACCUUUACCCCGACUCUUGCCACCACUACGCCAACUCCUGCCACCACUACCCCAUCUGCCAAGACUACCCCAUCUGCCUCCACUACCCCUUCUGCCACCACUACCCCAUCUCCUGUCGCCACUACCUCAUCUGUCUCUUCCCCAUCUCCUGCCACUACUACCCCACCUGCCACCACUACCCCACCUGCCACUCCUAUCAUCACAACAACAAACCGAAACGCUGCCACUACAAAUCCUGCCGCGAGGUACGCAUAUCCUGCAACUCGCCCAAGCUCCCUUGGCACGUACCCGAUCGUGACUAUCAGGCGCUCGACGACGAUCGCCGCAUGCCCCAUCUCCACCGUCAGCCGCCCGGGCACGUCGGCCUCGUCCUACUCAGCUGGCAGUACCGGCACGAGUACCUCCGCCAGUACCAACAGCAGCGCGACCACCACGCCGUCGCCCAGGGUACCACGACACUCCAUUUCUAUGCCCGAGUUCAGGACCGCCAAAAAGGAGUAUGACUUGGAGCAGCGCAUCGCCCUGGAGAUCAAGAUGCGCGAGGGCACGACCAAGCUGCUGGCGGCGUGCGGCGGCGCGCAGGGCCCCCGCUCCAACCUGCCGCACACCCUGGAGGCGGCCAAGAACCUCCUGACGUCCAACGAGCGCAUGACCGCCUACAUGGCCGAGCUGCAGCGCCGCCGGGGCGCCGCCCUCUGCGCCGACGGGUCGCAGCCCUCCCUAGCGCGGGUGUGCCUCUCCGACCUGCGCAUGCCGCUCAUCUGGAAGGACAGCGACCACUUCAAGAACAAGGGCGACUAUCGCAGGUUUGCCGUGUUUGUCCUCCUGAAGAUCGGCACCGAGAUCUACGACACGGUCAUGGUGAACCCCGUCGACCGCUCCAUGACCGACAUCUGCUUCGAUGACAUCAUUGUCUUCAACGGCAUCCCGUCGGGCUUCGAGUGCAGCCUGGAGGUGUACAGCCACGUCCUGCAGAACGACCUCACGAUGGCCAGCACGCCGAGGAAGCUGAAGCGGACGCUGCACUCGUCCAUCUCGCGCACGGUGGGCCGCAAGCUGGCCGCCUCGCUCAGGGACGAGCUCUCCCACGGCGAGCUGACCAAGUUCGAAGGUUUCCCACGAAGUUUUGUCGACAACGUUUCAAACAAAACGGCAACAUUUGACCUGAACAUGGAGAACGUAGAAAACCGAGCAAACCAGUUACCACUGUUUGGCCACUUCUGCUGUCGUCUCGCCGCUCAGCCUGACUGUGCCACACAGGAAAGAAUUGCAGGAUAUGCACAUGUCGCGGAAAGUGAACAGCAGAACUCAUGGUGCAGAUUAUUUGGAUGGCAGCUAGAGGUGUGGAAUUCGAAAGAGGACGUGCACCUCUCACCUCAUCAUCCCCUUUCCUUAUCCGUGGACAGGCAUACAGAGGUCACCCUGAAUGGCCCCCAGGUGGUGGUGUCCAACAGUACAGGCUUUGAUCGUGGCUCCUUGACGCUAGGCCUCGACUCCCCAAGUGAGGCGUCAUCCUGGUACAGGUGUCUCCAGCAGCACAUCUCAGAUCACAGACUAUGGGGAGCAGCAGCUGAGGAGGAGAUGGAAAUCCUCACUCCACAGCCCACGCGACACAACUUCAUCCUGCCCAGACGGGGGCGUUUCACCUCCCUGUACGAAGAGACUCCCCUCAGAGAUGGGUCACCAAGCUCUGAGAAGUCCUCCUUGGAUGACAUCUAUGGUUCAUCUGCGUUUGUCAACAACUACUGCACUCCGGCCCAAGUUACAAGGCCGAGAGCAAUGACUCUGGCCUCAAGAUCCUCUUUCAGGCGAUGGGGCUCAGUUAAGUGUAAUAUGCCCUUCUUCAAGAGCAAGAGUUUCUUCAAUUGUAGAAAUACAAUGCCCUUGUACACUGACUUGGAUGUAAGAGCAGUAACAUUGUUUUGA
Penaeus monodon (black tiger shrimp) is the source of this 4432-nucleotide messenger RNA. Its product is annotated as mucin-2-like. Bases 620 to 4432 code for a protein of 1270 amino acids. The transcript is spliced from 11 exons. Gene Ontology annotation, cellular component: actomyosin contractile ring. The record is from RefSeq and is a predicted model, not a curated record. Gene Ontology annotation, biological process: actomyosin contractile ring assembly; septin ring organization; mitotic cytokinesis. Lineage: Eukaryota; Metazoa; Arthropoda; Malacostraca; Decapoda; Penaeidae.